AUGGCUCCUGGCUCGGCCAUCAUCGAUGUCUUGAGAACCCAAAUCUCUCCGUCAGCCCUUGGAGUCACUUGCAUUUUGAUAUUGUGCACACUACUUUUUUUAAACUCGGAGAAUUCCCUCUACAAAGGAUUCGAGCCCAUUGGAGUCGAAAGAAAUGCGUGGACUUAUGGUGAGGCCCGGAAGAGAUACAUCACCAACGCAAAAAGUAUCCUGUGGGAGGGUCUAGAGAAGGUCUAG
This is a messenger RNA of Rhinocladiella mackenziei CBS 650.93, 237 nucleotides long. RefSeq lists its product as uncharacterized. The record is from RefSeq and is a predicted model, not a curated record. The transcript has a single exon. Bases 1 to 237 code for a protein of 78 amino acids. NCBI's taxonomy places the organism in Eukaryota, Fungi, Ascomycota, Eurotiomycetes, Chaetothyriales, Herpotrichiellaceae.